Anoplopoma fimbria (sablefish) is the source of this 1764-nucleotide messenger RNA. RefSeq names its product NEDD8 ubiquitin like modifier, like (gene nedd8l). Lineage: Eukaryota; Metazoa; Chordata; Actinopteri; Perciformes; Anoplopomatidae. The transcript is spliced from 4 exons. Gene Ontology annotation, molecular function: protein tag activity; ubiquitin protein ligase binding. Bases 151 to 423 code for a protein of 90 amino acids. The record is from RefSeq and is a predicted model, not a curated record. Gene Ontology annotation, biological process: protein neddylation; modification-dependent protein catabolic process; regulation of proteolysis. Gene Ontology annotation, cellular component: cytoplasm; nucleus.
UCACGUCCGGAGGGUUUAGCUUUGUACACAGGAAGUAAAAUUCAAGUCAGCCUCAGACAAGUAGGUUGUACAUCGCCAGUGUAUCAAGUGUUUUCAGUCAGUAAACAGAAUCAUUUCAUAUCAUAAGCAAUUGUAUACUGGUAAUUCAAGAUGCUGAUCAAAGUUAAGACUCUCACUGGAAAAGAAAUAGAGAUCGACAUUGAGCCCACAGACAAGGUGGAGCGGAUUAAAGAAAGGGUGGAAGAGAAGGAAGGGAUCCCCCCACAGCAACAGAGACUCAUCUACAGCGGCAAACAGAUGAAUGACGAGAAGACAGCCGCAGACUACAAGAUCCAGGGAGGCUCGGUGCUCCAUCUUGUGUUGGCGCUAAGAGGCGGCUCAACACCACACAGGCCCAGCAUACACCUCUCCUCUUUGUCAUGAGUCGCCGUUGUGUUGGGGCCAGCUGAGUGCCAACGCUUUAGGUGUCUGUCACCGUCUAACCAUGUUUCAGCACAGAGAUCUGAAAUCCCACGCUCCCGGGCCGACGCAAACAAAAAAAAGAAUAAUAAUCAACCAACAACGGCAACAACAAAAAAAGAGAGAGAAAAAAAAAAGGACGUUCUAAUUCCUUCGUAGAUGUUUUUUGUAAACCCACAUUAGCUUUUUGAGUUUGACAAGUUGAUGCAGAAACCCAUGCAGUACAGAAGACGGUUUGAAAACACUGUGGUCUUUUUGCUUGUGAAUAAAUGCUGAAGUUGAGUGAAGCGUUGUCCUCUAACACGCACACACUCACACACACUAAGCACAGACACAGGAGGCUGAGGAUUCUGAAAACUGAAUUUUUCUUUAAUUAGAAAAUGACACAAAACUGAAAAUUUAAGACAAUUUACGUAAUUGACAGAAUACACCUCUUGUCAUUUUCUCUACAGUUUAGUAGAUGUGGUGAUCUGAAACAGUCUGGUAGAGAUGAAAAACCAUUUCACUGACAUUUAGAGCACCAUUGCUGACAUCCAGGAGUGUUUUUUUAACUGAGGUCUGUGAUUAUGAGAUGAGUCAUCAAGUUACUGAGGUGAUGCACUGUCUCCAUCUUAAAAGGUGUGUUUUACAGUUUUUCCUUCUACAACAAAGGGUUGUAUUAGAGAUUUUUCCAAAGUCUUAUCAACUAAUUGUGCUUGUAUACUUAAAAUCUGAAAUAUACAUCUUGUAUCACUAUACAGUCUUCAGAAAAUAAAAUAACCUCUGUAAACAACAGAUGGGGAGAUACUGGUCAGCAAAAGCAUGCUUGAAUGGUAAUGAUAAAAACAUGUCUAUAUGAAUACAUUGCUCGCAUUCAAAACAAUUCCUUGACCUCUUAAACCAAAUAUAAUUGCGUUUUGUACAUGAGAUAAACCUCAGUUCUUCAAGGGAUGAAAGGCACAGGAGAAUUAAUUAGGAGGAUUCUCUGAGCGGUUCAGCUGAAUGAGGCAUGGAAAAAUGUACAACACAUGAGGUUGUGUUUAAAAUCCUACACCUGUCAAUCUCAAAUUCAUGUCAUGGCGUUCCCCAGUAAAAUGUUUUAAUAAUAGUAGUGGGUCAUUAGUAAGUGAUUAGCUGCUUUUCAACAAAGUGAGGAUGUAAAGGCAAACGUUAGGUAAAAGAAAUCACAUAAAAGGGAAUAAACGAGUACUAUGGGAGGACAACUGAUCUAGUGGUGCGUACUGACUGACAGGAGCCACAGAAAAAUACAUGUUCAUGGAGUGAAACAACUACAAUCAACUGUAGUGGCUUUAAAAAAAAAAAGAA